AUGUCACUUGUUAAUGCUAAGAGUAAUAAUAAUUUGACAACAAAGUUACCAGCAUUGGUCACAGCGAAAGAUCCAACGAUUUCAUUCAUUAAACCGGCUGUCAGUCGUAGUGAUUGUUGGACAUCAUUUUCUCAAAUAAAAUUAUCGAAAGUUUCCCAAGACUACGUUGUUUGUUUAUCUUGUAGAACUGUCUUGAAAUGGAUUAGUGGAAACGGACGUCAACGUACGAUCUCAUCUUAUUGUGAAGCACAACCAAAUGAUUAUGCAACAAUUAAACACCAACGAACCGAAGCGUGUGUCGAAUAUUGCGCUGUUGAUAGUCGUUCAUUUGAAUCUGUGUCUGGUGACGGUUUUAUCAGCUUAGUCAAACAGUUAAUGAAUGCUGGAGCAAUAGUCGGUACGGCUGUACCAGUAAAAGAAUUAUUGCCUCAUUCAUCUACAGUAUGUCGCUUAAGGGGGAAAUUUAUUUAUUCUACUGAUAAUCAAAGCAUUGAAGAAAUACCUGAUACAUAUAAUGAAAAAUCAUCACGUCCUUGUAUAAAUACCGAUAAAUGUGUAGCACAAACAAAACUGUAUGAUUAUUUAAUUGAAGGCAAUUUUAUGAUUGUUCCAAAUUUUUAUUUUGGAUGUGCCAUAUUAGAAGCGUUAUUACAAUCAACUUGA
Molecule: messenger RNA, 663 nt
Organism: Didymodactylos carnosus
Lineage: Eukaryota; Metazoa; Rotifera; Eurotatoria; Philodinida; Philodinidae
Source: the annotation of a GenBank genome assembly